Molecule: messenger RNA, 894 nt
Organism: Dreissena polymorpha
Lineage: Eukaryota; Metazoa; Mollusca; Bivalvia; Myida; Dreissenidae
Product: putative nuclease HARBI1
Exons: 6
Coding region: 176-571 (131 amino acids)
Source: RefSeq, a predicted model, not a curated record
CGACAAGUUUAGUCAUCUUGCAGUAGGUUAAGUGCAGAGGAGUGAAAUUGGUUGGCGAACGGUGACAAGCUUCUAUCAUCGACGAGAAAAAAGAAGAUUCUCCAGCAUUAACGCCGCCUGGCCGGGCUUUUGUCAUGACGCCCAUGUGUUCAGGGUGUCUGAACUUUGUCGGCACAUGGAGGAAAACCAUCAAGAUUACCAGCGAGGAGUAUUGCUCGGUGACUCCGGGUAUCCAUGUAGACCUUUCCUCAUGACGCCAUACUUAAAUCCAGUCACUGACGCAGAAAUAAGGUUCAACACUGCCCAUACAGGAACUCGCAACCUCAUCGAACGGGUGUUCGGGAUGUGGAACAGGAAGUUUCAUGUACUGCCAUCAGAGAUAAGGGUGAAGACAGCAAAGUGCUCGAAAGGUAUAGUCGUUUGUGCAACUCUGUACAACCUCGCCUUGCUCUGGAAGGAGCCCGAUGUAGUCGACGUAGUUGUUGACGAACAGUCUGCAGCCGACACAUACAACGGACAAAUAGACGGACGAGGUGUUAGGGCGCACAUCGCAAGCGCAUACUUCUCUUGAGACUGCGUUGCCUUCGGCUUGAUGUCAGGUACUCGAGCCAGUGUAGCUCCAACCACGUUUGAGUUCUCGUCGUCAUGAUUUGACGCCGCAUUGUCUGUUCAUACAUUACAUAAUUAACAUGUGUUGCCUUUCCUUAAAACUCAUGUUACCUAUUUGUAAGAUGAACAACUUUGACACAAAUUAAACAUGAGCUCAUAUUGAAUGUUCCUUAAUUUAUCAUGAUGGAAGCGAUAUAUUAAAAAUCCAUUGCCAAAAAUGACAAUAUUUGUGUUAUUUAACCAAAAUAUAAUAUACCUGUGUACUUAUUUGAUCAUUUCCAGUAA